Molecule: messenger RNA, 504 nt
Organism: Penicillium malachiteum
Lineage: Eukaryota; Fungi; Ascomycota; Eurotiomycetes; Eurotiales; Aspergillaceae
Product: Rieske (2Fe-2S) protein
Exons: 2
Coding region: 1-504 (167 amino acids)
Molecular function (GO): 2 iron, 2 sulfur cluster binding
Source: RefSeq, a predicted model, not a curated record
AUGGAUCCUUUCAUGCAACAACGAGCCACAAAGGCCUGGCACCGGAUUGGCCUUGUUUCCUCAUUGCCGGAACUCGAGAAUGACGACAGCUAUCGAAUGGCCCCAAAGUGCAAAGCCUUCAUGAUUCCGGCAGAUGGCUCCUCAGAUCCACAAGCUCCAGAAGAAGCAGACCUAGACAGUUCAAAAAAUUUGAAGGACCAGGUUCUUGUAUUCAAAUACCAAGGCAAAGUCCAUGCCACUGAUCAUCAAUGCCCUCAUGCUUUAUUUCCCCUUUCUCAAGGGAAGCUGUUUGAUAUCGAAGAUUUUGGUAUUAAGCUGAGUACUGGACUCACAUGUCCCAAACAUGGCUGGUCGUUUGAUAUUAUCACUGGCAAAGGAGACCGAGGCAACUAUAACCUCAAAGUCUGGGAAGUUCAAUUACGCGAGCCCUCAGAAUAUUCCAAUGCAGCCCCUGGUAGUGAUGAUAAGGAAGUCUGGGUAAGACGCAAGCAAAGAAUUGGCUAA